UCCCCUAUUCGUCACUUCCUCUCCAGUCCCUGCGCAGUCGAUAAGGAAACCCGGACGCCGCUGUGGCUUUCUUUUUUUCAAGCGGCCGGGAAGAUGGCGGACAUUCAGACGGAGCGAGCCUACCAGAAGCAGCCCACCAUCUUCCAAAACAAGAAGAGGGUCCUGCUGGGAGAGACGGGCAAAGAGAAGCUCCCUCGAUACUACAAGAACAUCGGCCUGGGGUUCAAGACGCCCAAGGAGGCCAUUGAGGGCACCUACAUUGACAAGAAAUGCCCCUUUACCGGUAAUGUCUCCAUCCGAGGGCGCAUCUUGUCCGGCGUGGUGACCAAGAUGAAGAUGCAGAGGACCAUUGUCAUCCGCCGAGACUACCUCCACUACAUCCGGAAGUACAACCGCUUCGAGAAGCGCCACAAGAACAUGUCAGUGCACCUGUCCCCCUGCUUCAGAGAUGUGCAGAUCGGCGACAUCGUCACCGUGGGUGAGUGCCGCCCCCUGAGCAAGACUGUGCGCUUCAACGUGCUCAAGGUCACCAAGGCCGCCGGCACCAAGAAGCAGUUCCAGAAGUUCUGAGCUGCCUACCUGCCCCCCCCCAACCAAAUAAAGUAUUUUCUCAGUCACA
Myotis brandtii (Brandt's bat) is the source of this 619-nucleotide messenger RNA. It is a transcript of the gene RPS11, whose product is annotated as ribosomal protein S11. Bases 94 to 570 code for a protein of 158 amino acids. Gene Ontology annotation, molecular function: structural constituent of ribosome. The record is from RefSeq and is a predicted model, not a curated record. Gene Ontology annotation, cellular component: cytosolic small ribosomal subunit; ribosome. The transcript has 5 exons. Gene Ontology annotation, biological process: translation. NCBI's taxonomy places the organism in Eukaryota, Metazoa, Chordata, Mammalia, Chiroptera, Vespertilionidae.